UCUGUUUGAUCAUACUUACUGUCGUGUUGUCAACAAAGGUGCUGAGAUACUUGUUCAAUUUUACAAAAAAUCAUCAAUAAUUUAUAUAAUUAAUUGUAAAAUAUAAAAUGGCAAGAUAUGGUGAACAAGAUAUUCCUUGGGACCCACCUUCUCAAGGCCAAUAUAACUUUGAAGCUGCAGGAUUUGGUCAACCUAACCAACAGUUUGAUUUUCAAUCAUACACAGAUGAUCAAUCACCUGUAUAUUCUCCAUAUCCGCCAGGAAACUUUUUGGAUCCAACUAAAAAUGUAUAUACUGGUGAUAUGAUGUAUCCAGAUAAUGAUUAUGGAAAAACACCUGGAUUCAAUGAAGAAGAAGAUGAACCACCUUUAUUAGAAGAGCUUGGAAUAGAUCCAGAUAGAAUAAUACAGAAGACUUUAGCAGUAUUAAAUCCAUUUCAUAGACGCGGUCAAACAGAUGAUGCAAACUACUUAAUGCAAGAUUCGGAUUUAGCAGGACCAGUUGCUUUUUGUUUAGUCCUUGCAGCAUUUCUACUAUUAGCUGGAUCAAAAGCUCACUUUGGUUACGUUUACGGUCUCGCAUCUACAUCCUGUCUUUUAAUGUACGUGCUUCAAUACUUGAUGAGCACUACCGGAAAUGUUACUUUGUCUUCAGUCGCUUCUGUUUUGGGCUAUUGUCUACUCCCAGUGGUUGUCCUAGCAGGACUUAGUGUUUUCACAACUCUUAAAGGACCAGUAGGAACAGUUUUUGCAGUACUUGCUGUCGCAUGGGCUACUUUAUCAGCAUCAAGAUUAUUUUCUGCAAUGUCUGGAGAUGAAAAACAACGUUUACUUAUUGCAUAUCCUUGUCUUUUGCUUUACGGUGUAUUUACAUUAAUUGUCAUUUUCUAAGUAAUUUAUCUUAGGUUUUAUAUUUUGAAAAUCAAUGUAUCGUUAUUAUAAUAACUCAUUCAAUAUAU
Molecule: messenger RNA, 958 nt
Organism: Chelonus insularis
Lineage: Eukaryota; Metazoa; Arthropoda; Insecta; Hymenoptera; Braconidae
Gene: Yip1d1
Product: Yip1 domain-containing 1
Exons: 2
Coding region: 108-890 (260 amino acids)
Biological process (GO): endoplasmic reticulum to Golgi vesicle-mediated transport; vesicle fusion with Golgi apparatus
Cellular component (GO): trans-Golgi network
Source: RefSeq, a predicted model, not a curated record